This is a messenger RNA of Esox lucius (northern pike), 1701 nucleotides long. Its product is annotated as tyrosine-protein kinase FRK. The coding region runs from base 140 to 1063 and encodes 307 amino acids. Lineage: Eukaryota; Metazoa; Chordata; Actinopteri; Esociformes; Esocidae. The transcript is spliced from 6 exons. Gene Ontology annotation, biological process: cell surface receptor protein tyrosine kinase signaling pathway; protein phosphorylation; multicellular organism development. Gene Ontology annotation, molecular function: ATP binding; transmembrane receptor protein tyrosine kinase activity. The record is from RefSeq and is a predicted model, not a curated record. Gene Ontology annotation, cellular component: signaling receptor complex.
UCAGCAUUCCGGCAAAUGGGGCUGGUUGCUCAGUCGAUCAGCCUCAAAUUCAUUUUUUGCCCUUAAUCCGUUUAAGAGCUUUCAGCUCGCAGUACGCAGCUGGGCCGAUAGCUGUAUCAUAAGAGUUGUUUUGCCGCCCAUGUCCCACUCAGAUUUGUCAAAGACAAUGAUUCCAAUCCUGGUGAGUGUUGGGGUGGUCGGGGUCGCAGUCCUGCUGAAGUACCUGUUAACUCCCUCUAACCCUUGGGAGACAGAUCGCAGGUCUAUACAACUUUUAAACAAACUGGGUGAAGGUUCCUUUGGUGCAGUCUAUAAAGGCUUAUGGAACAACAAAACUCUUGUUGCAGUGAAGACCCUUAAACAUGGCUCCAUGAACCCUCAGGACUUCCUAAAGGAGGCCCAGAUAAUGACGACAAUGUGUCAUCCCAACCUCGUAAAACUUUUAGCUGUCUGUACUACGAAAGAGCCCAUUUACAUCAUCACAGAGUUGAUGGAUGGAAGUCUGCUGGAUCACCUCAAAAAUGACCGGGGUAGAAGAAUAUGCCUUUCUGACCAGAUAAAGAUGGCAGCCCAAGUAGCUUCUGGAAUGGCCUAUCUGGAGUUGAAGAACUAUCUCCACAGGGACCUGGCUGCCAGGAACGUUCUGGUUGCCAAAAACAACAUCUGCAAGGUGGCUGACUUUGGCCUUGCCAGGGUUGUUAAUGCUACGCCAACGUCAUUUAACCAGACUGACGUCUAUUACAUACCUGUGGGGAAUGCCCUGUUCCCUUUGAGAUGGACAGCUCCCGAGGCAAUCGCCAGCGAGAAGUUCACCAUCAAGGGUGACGUGUGGUCCUUUGGCAUCUUGUUGUAUGAGAUCAUAACUUUUGGUGACAUGCCCUAUGCAGAAAUGAAUAACCACCAGGUCAAAGAGAUGGUUGCUAAUGGAUACAGGAUGGCUUGCCCAAGAGGCUGUCCCAGAGGCAUGUACUUGAUCAUGAUGGACUGCUGGAAGGCGAAUAAACAUGGCAGGCCCUCCUUUGAGACACUGCAUAAAAGUCUGGUAAACUUCAAACAGUUCUAGUCUUGAGUCUGGAAUAGGUGGAAUAAUAAUACCCAUACAUCCUCCCAUAUAAUUGUUAUGUAAAUAUUUAAGCAAUAAGGCCAGUUUGUUGGUAUAUGGCCAAUGUACCACAUCUUAGGCAAGACACCUCACAAAGUGCCUGGAUACAGCACUUAGAGCUCAUUUUGACUACAUCAGUGGCACCAGAGGAUGCCCUGAGGCCCAACACAUGUGUGCAGUGUUUUAGCCAGACCCCUGAAUGGAAGGUGUAUAACCUCACUAAGUUGCUUACCUGGUAACUAACAUGGUGCUCUGUUUCUGGUGCUGUUGCUGGUGAUUACGGAAUUGUUGUUGCGUCAUUGUCUUUGUCGUGGUAAAUUGACAACAUGGCACAAACCCCUGAUAUGCCUUUGUAUUAUUAUUAACCAGUUACACCGCAAAUACAACUUAACCUUGACCUGGAACUAUGAUGUAUAGCAUUCUCUUUUUUCAUGUUUGUGUGACAAACUUUUUCUUGUAUGUAUUUUGAACAGAACAAAUAAUAUUUUGGAACCUGUGGAGUAUGUAUGGGAGAAAGCAACAAUGUGAUCUCAGAACAAUAUAUGACACUUUGCUAUUUGUCUUACCCUGUGGUUAAUAAAUUGAAAUAAUCAACUGCU